AUGGAGAAGGGGGAUAAAGUUUUAUCCCAGGAAGAAGUUGAUGAGGACAAUGAUAAGGAAUCAGAGACAGAGGAAACAGAUGUAGGCGACAGCAAGUUGGCACACGACAUCACUCAAGUCAACACAAGGCAGUUUAAAAAUAAUGGGGGAGCCGUCAAAACUGAUGUUCUAACUGAGCUCAUGUCCCCGGAGCCGCGAGGAUCAGAGCGGGAACUGCCGCCUACCCCUCUACCUCCUGCCAGUGUGCCAGGUAAAGUACACAGCAUGUGCCCUUUGACACAGUACCCUCACAGCAUGCACCCCUCAGACUCUCUGUGGCCCGAGUUUUACUUCUGUUUCCUCAGAGACACUGAGCAGAGAGGUCAAAGGGUCGUGGCCAUGACAGCAGGGGCAAGGCCUCAACCUCUGACACAGGGUCCGUCUCUGAAAGCUCAGAGGAUGCUGUACGAGUCCAGGAUGAACACUCUGUCCGUUCCUGUCGUUUCAGCCAAUCACCAACCAAAACACGCACUCAAAGAGCGAGGGACAGCCUAUAGACCGGGUCUUCAAGUGCAACAGGGCUACGCUGGCGGGAUGGGCCGGACUGGACGCACAGGUUACCGAGGCCCCAUUGGUCCACCAGGGAUGCCCGCCAUCGUAGUGUUCAAGAGCUCUGAGGAAGAGUGGGAGACCUUCAAGAGAUUGAAGGGCCCUCCAGGGCCUCUUGGCCCCCCUGGGGAUGCUGGACCUCCUGGUGGUCCUGGACCACCAGGGAUGCCUGGGCCUCCAGGAAGAACUGGGAGUGAUGGGAUUGAUGGUAUAAAUUCUGAUGAUGGCCCUGCAGGACCACCUGGGGAACAGGGUCUCCAGGGUUACAGAGGAGAGAAGGGCAGCAAAGGGGAGCUGGGUGAGUGGGGUUAUGAAGGGGAACCAGGACCCCAGGGAAACAGAGGCCGGAAAGGAGACAAGGGGAAUAAAGGAAACCGAGGGCUCAUAGGGAUCACUGGAUACAUAGGAAUACCUGGAGCCAGAGGACAACUGGGCUACCCGGGAACAUCUGGACCUCCUGGCAAAAUGGGGCCAAGAGGGCCAAAGGGGGUACCAGGAGUCAAUGGACCACCAGGCCAACCAGGUGAGCGAGGCCUAAGAGGACCACUCAGGCCUCAGGGAGAGCCAGGUCCUGAUGGGAUUGUUGGAUUCCCUGGCGUUCCUGGACCUCAGGGGGACGCAGGUGAUGAGGGGAAUAUAGGAGAAUCAGGACUCUCUGGGCUUCACGGAGCCAAUGGCAAACCAGGAAAAACUGGACCCUCAGGUGACCCAGGGAUCAAAGCAUCUAAGAGAAGUGACAAGGGUGACCCAGGAUUUAAAGGGGACCAGGGUCGACCUGGGCCUCCAGGUAAAAGAGGCUUUAAAGGCAGAGGAGGAGCAUCAGGGCUGCUAGGUAAUGUUGGACCAGUGGGGCCCCCUGGAUUUCUUGGAACCACAGGUUAUGAUGGAAUCAUUGGGGAGAAUGGUAAGCAGGGAAAAGAUGGGCCAAAGGGACCCAUCGGAGGAACUGCAUCUGACGGGGAUACUGGAUCUACUGGACUAAGGGGUGCCAAAGGUAAAGAGGGUCCGAACGGCCUUCUGGGAAAUCCUGGCCUGAAGGGCGUGCAGGGAUUGACAGGGAUACAGGGAUACAGAGGAGCUCCUGGCAUAGCAGGCAAUAUAGGACCAUGGGGUGAGGUGGGCCUCCAAGGGCCACCAGGGAACAAGGGGCCCCCAGGAUUAGUUGGGCCCCGUGGAGUUGUAGGUUACCCAGGUAAAGAUGGACCACAAGGAGGUAUUGGGCCAGUGGCAGACAAAGGGGAUAAGGGGUCCAGAGGAGCUAUCGGACAGAAGGGAGUUGCUGGUGUCGAUGGUGAGGAGGGAUACUUAGGGCCAUCAGGGGACAGAGGGAAAGAAGGAGCUUCAGGACUCAAGGGCCAGCCGGGCAUCAGAGGCCCUUCAGGUCUCGCUGGGCGUUACGGACCAGGGGGCAACACCGGAAGAGGCCGGGCCAAGGGAGAGAAGGGGCUCCCCGGAACCACAGGGCCUCCUGGAAGGUUUGGGCCUACAGGCUUAGUUGGACCAAAAGGACCAACAGGAGAUUAUGGGGAGAGGGGAAAGACUGGGACUGGUGGUGUCAAAGGAGACGUGGGAUUGCAAGGUCCAAGCGGGAAGAAAGGAGAGUCUGGAACAGGAGGCAAAAUGGGGACAUUGGGAAAGAGGGGGUUCACCGGGUCUCCAGGAGGUAAAGGCAGACCUGGGCCUGCUGGUGCCCCUGGAGAGAAAGGUGGUAAAGGAAUAGAAGGGCCAAAGGGACUUGCUGGUUUGGAUGGAUUGCUGGGGGUUGAAGGAAAUGAAGGAGAUAAUGGUGAUAUUGGUUACAGAGGAACCCCUGGGAGACCUGGUCUACCAGGGAAGAUGGGUCAAAGUGGACAACCUGGAUUGAGUGGUGGUCACGGAGCACCAGGGUCAAAGGAAAACGAGGACCUGCAGGGCCAAUGGGGCCACGGGUAA
This is a messenger RNA of Salvelinus namaycush (lake trout), 2520 nucleotides long. Its product is annotated as collagen alpha-1(I) chain-like. Bases 1 to 2520 code for a protein of 839 amino acids. The record is from RefSeq and is a predicted model, not a curated record. NCBI's taxonomy places the organism in Eukaryota, Metazoa, Chordata, Actinopteri, Salmoniformes, Salmonidae. The transcript has 32 exons.